AAAUGACGGCUGCAUUGGAUACGUGUUCUUGUGGUUUAUGAUAUUUACGAUAGAAAAAGUAUUAACUUAGUACAAAAAUAGUUACUUCUUUGAAAAAUAGAUAUCAGAGUUUUAUCUAAGUGAAAUAUUAAGUAGACAACAUAAUCUCAUGUAUUAAAAAAGUUUUUGAACUGACGGCAACGUAGUAAUUCCACCAUGGAGGACGCUCAUUCGAAAUCCGUGGACGAAGUUUUAGGAUAUUUUGGCACAGACCCAGACAAAGGCCUUAGUCCAGACCAAGUCAAAAGAAACCAGGAGAAAUAUGGGCCCAAUGAACUGCCUGCGGAAGAAGGCAAAAGUAUAUGGCAGUUAGUCCUGGAACAAUUCGAUGACCUCUUAGUAAAGAUUUUGCUGUUAGCCGCUAUUAUUUCUUUCGUUUUAGCUUUAUUUGAAGAACAUGAAGACGCUUUCUCAGCGUUCGUAGAACCCUUUGUUAUUUUACUAAUUCUUAUUGCUAACGCCGUAGUAGGAGUAUGGCAGGAAAGAAACGCCGAAUCCGCCAUCGAAGCUUUAAAAGAAUACGAACCCGAAAUGGGUAAAGUAAUAAGAGGAGACAAAUCCGGCGUACAAAAAGUAAGAGCGAAAGAAAUCGUUCCCGGCGACGUCGUGGAGGUGUCCGUCGGUGACAAGAUUCCUGCCGAUAUCCGCCUAAUCAAGAUUUAUUCCACCACCAUCCGUAUUGACCAGUCCAUCCUGACUGGUGAGUCCGUGUCUGUGAUCAAGCACACAGACCCCAUUCCCGACCCCCGCGCUGUGAACCAGGACAAGAAGAACAUCCUCUUCUCCGGCACCAACGUCGCCGCCGGCAAGGCCCGCGGUAUCGUCAUCGGCACCGGACUCAACACUGCCAUCGGUAAGAUCCGUACCGAAAUGUCCGAGACUGAAGAAAUCAAGACACCCCUGCAACAAAAACUCGAUGAGUUCGGUGAGCAGCUGUCUAAAGUCAUCUCUGUGAUCUGCGUUGCCGUCUGGGCCAUCAACAUCGGUCACUUCAACGACCCCGCCCACGGCGGAAGCUGGAUCAAGGGCGCCGUCUACUACUUCAAGAUCGCCGUCGCCCUGGCCGUCGCCGCCAUCCCCGAGGGUCUGCCCGCCGUCAUCACCACCUGUCUGGCCCUGGGCACCAGGAGGAUGGCCAAGAAGAACGCCAUCGUCAGGUCUCUGCCCUCCGUGGAAACCCUCGGUUGCACGUCCGUCAUCUGCUCCGACAAGACCGGCACCCUGACCACCAACCAGAUGUCCGUGUCUCGCAUGUUCAUCUUCGAGAAGAUCGAGGGCAGCGACAGCAGCUUCCUCGAGUUCGAAAUCACCGGCUCCACCUACGAACCCAUCGGCGACGUCUACCUGAAGGGACAGAAGAUCAAGGCUUCCGAGUUCGACGCUCUCCAGGAAUUGGGCACCAUCUGCGUCAUGUGCAACGACUCCGCCAUCGACUUCAACGAGUUCAAGCAGGCCUUCGAGAAGGUCGGCGAGGCCACCGAGACCGCCCUCAUCGUGCUGGCCGAGAAGAUGAACCCCUUCAACGUCUCCAAGACCGGCCUCGACCGCCGCUCGUCCGCCAUCGUCGUCCGCCAGGAAGUCGAGACCAAGUGGAAGAAGGAGUUCACCCUCGAGUUCUCCCGUGACAGGAAAUCCAUGUCCACCUACUGCACACCCCUGAAGCCGUCCCGUCUCGGAACUGGACCUAAACUGUUCGUCAAGGGCGCGCCCGAAGGUGUGCUCGACCGCUGCAGCCACGCCCGCGUCGGAACUAGCAAAGUGCCCCUCAACACCACCCUCAAGAACCGCAUCCUGGACCUCACCCGCCAGUACGGUACCGGCCGCGACACACUGCGUUGCUUGGCCCUGGCCACCGCUGACAACCCGCUCAAGCCCGAUGAGAUGGACCUCGGCGACUCCACCAAGUUCUUCACCUACGAAGUCAACCUCACCUUCGUCGGUGUCGUGGGAAUGUUGGACCCUCCCCGCAAGGAAGUAUUCGACUCCAUCGUCCGUUGCCGCGCUGCUGGUAUCCGCGUAAUCGUCAUCACCGGUGACAACAAGUCCACCGCUGAAGCCAUCUGCAGGCGUAUUGGCGUGUUCACUGAAGAUGAGGACACCACUGGUAAAUCCUACUCUGGUCGCGAGUUCGAUGACCUGCCCGUCUCGGAACAACGCGCCGCCUGCGCCCGCGCUCGCCUGUUCUCCCGCGUGGAGCCCGCCCACAAGUCCAAGAUCGUUGAAUUCCUGCAAAGCAUGAACGAAAUCUCCGCCAUGACUGGUGAUGGUGUAAACGACGCCCCUGCCCUGAAGAAGGCCGAGAUCGGUAUCGCCAUGGGCUCCGGAACCGCCGUCGCUAAGUCCGCUGCCGAGAUGGUGUUGGCUGACGACAACUUCUCAUCCAUCGUCGCUGCCGUUGAGGAAGGUCGUGCCAUCUACAACAACAUGAAGCAGUUCAUCCGUUACCUGAUCUCUUCCAACAUCGGCGAAGUCGUCUCCAUCUUCUUGACCGCCGCUUUGGGUCUGCCCGAAGCGCUCAUUCCCGUGCAACUGUUGUGGGUCAACCUGGUGACGGACGGUCUGCCCGCCACGGCCCUCGGCUUCAACCCUCCUGACCUGGACAUCAUGGACAAGCCUCCCCGCAAAGCUGAUGAGGGUCUGAUCUCUGGAUGGCUGUUCUUCAGAUACAUGGCCAUCGGUGGCUACGUCGGCGCCGCUACCGUGGGCGCGGCUUCCUGGUGGUUCAUGUACUCGCCCUUCGGCCCGCAGAUGACCUACUGGCAGCUCACUCACCACUUACAGUGCCUGAGCGGCGGCGAUGAGUUCAAGGGUAUCGACUGCAAGAUCUUCACGGACCCCCACCCCAUGACGAUGGCGCUAUCAGUGCUGGUCACCAUCGAGAUGCUGAACGCCAUGAACAGCUUGUCGGAGAACCAGUCGCUGGUCACCAUGCCGCCCUGGUCCAACCUGUGGCUCGUCGGCUCCAUGGCGCUGUCCUUCACACUCCACUUCGUCAUUCUUUACGUCGAGGUUCUCUCGGCCGUGUUCCAGGUGACGCCGCUGUCGGUGGACGAGUGGAUGACGGUGAUGAAGUUCUCGAUACCCGUGGUGCUGCUCGACGAAGUGCUCAAGUUCGUCGCGCGCAAGAUCUCCGAUGGUGAGAAGAGAUCACAGCUACUGCACUGGCUCGACGGCAUGCAGUGGAUCGUGCUCAUGUGGGCCGUGUUCUUUGCGGUCAUCGGCUCCGGAGUGCUAUAGGCCGACCCCCGUGGCCCCCACGGCACUAACCGCACGCGUGUGACCCCCACCCCCGCCCGAGACAAUAAUAUUCGGAGCUCAUUAUCUUUAAUCAUUCUACUUUUUUUACCUUACAUUCACUACGAGGCGGCUGUGAACACCUCCGUUAGUGCUAACUCGGAACACCAAAAAUUGGGUUACUGAUAAUAAAAGGGUAUUAUAUUGUGUAAGUUCCGCCCGGCCGCCGACUUUAGUCCGGCCGGCGCCGCCCCGGCGGCCGUAGCUUACUUGUGAAGAUGCGACGUUAGUGCUUAGUGUAAUUUAUUGUAAGUAUAUCGUUAGGGAAGUGGUUACGAUUAUUUUGCUCGACGAAAUUUUCUUUAGGAAGAAUAUGAAGCUCCGCUCUGUCCUUUCUCUCGACCGCUUGUUAACAUUCCUUGAAGCAUUUUGAUUUUUAGUUAUUUCAGCCUGUGUUCUAUGAUGACGCAUUUGAGUUUCUGUUCCUAACCUAACAGUAUGUUUUUUCUUGUGCUAAAAUUAACACCUAUUAGCAAUAAUGUUUGUCAUUUCAUGCAUUCUUUACUUUCCAUAUAGAAUGGGUUAGGCGACUUAUUAGAAAACGUUAGCGUUUUGCAUUGGUUAAUUGAAGCAGAUUAGUGUCCAGUGUUGUUUUAUUUGUAAAAGGAGUUGCAAGUUCAUAUUUUAUAAAGAAAUAUAGUCAAUGUAUGUAUGUCAGGAUGUGUCGAACAUACACAGAGAUGUUGAUUCGUUUCUCGUGUGGACGCACGUCGCUUGGUUCUUGUAUUUGGAAUCUGAUGAUGUAAUUUAAGUUUUCCUCGGUCCGAGGAUAUGCUAUCAAUAGUUAUAUUGAUGAGACAUAAUAUUACAAUAAGGUAAAUAAAUUCAAGAUAGGCCAUUUUUGUUAUGGUACAAGAUUCAUACUUGUAUGUUAAUAAUAUUAAAAUAGGUAAUAUAUUUGCAUGUGUAUAUUGCAUGUUUACGAUUUUAAGAGUGCAGUUUGUUUUGGUUUGAUGACGUUACGAUUUUUUACUUAAUGUGUUAAUUCUGAUGAUAUAACGUGUAAACACAGUGUAAGACCGUCAAACACAAAUAGCCCACACUAUACACUGCACAACAGAGGGCAUGCUCAAACCCUUGUUACUUUCCCCGACCUUCUCCAACUGUUAUGAAUAUAAAUAACUUAUUUAAAAUGUACAGUCGUUUAUACAUAUUUUACAUUAAUUAAAAAUAUCGAGAAUAAAA
Ostrinia nubilalis (European corn borer) is the source of this 4518-nucleotide messenger RNA. It is a transcript of the gene SERCA, whose product is annotated as calcium-transporting ATPase sarcoplasmic/endoplasmic reticulum type. Gene Ontology annotation, biological process: calcium ion transmembrane transport; intracellular calcium ion homeostasis. The coding region runs from base 196 to 3276 and encodes 1026 amino acids. The transcript has 12 exons. The record is from RefSeq and is a predicted model, not a curated record. Lineage: Eukaryota; Metazoa; Arthropoda; Insecta; Lepidoptera; Crambidae. Gene Ontology annotation, cellular component: membrane. Gene Ontology annotation, molecular function: ATP binding; ATP hydrolysis activity; P-type calcium transporter activity.